Molecule: messenger RNA, 3263 nt
Organism: Branchiostoma floridae (Florida lancelet)
Lineage: Eukaryota; Metazoa; Chordata; Leptocardii; Amphioxiformes; Branchiostomatidae
Product: polyamine oxidase 7-like
Exons: 2
Coding region: 16-1755 (579 amino acids)
Molecular function (GO): oxidoreductase activity
Source: RefSeq, a predicted model, not a curated record
CUGUCGCCCUACCGGAUGUGUCUGCACAGAUGGGAAGAUUUCGCAAUCCUUGGACUGUCGCCAGAAGUGAGGCUUCAAAGAAAGAACCUUUUAGUUGAUAAUUACUACCAAACAAAGGUUACAAGAAAGCUCUUGGAAGAAAAGGGAGCUGUCUACAGACUGGGUGGAGAGGGAAUGGCGCAGCAGUUCAGAGGGACCAGUGCUAAAGUCAUCAUUAUUGGAGCUGGUAUAUCAGGCAUUGCAGCAGCAAAAACCCUGCAGGACAAUGGGGUACAGGACUUCAUUAUCCUGGAGGGGUCAGACAGGAUCGGUGGGCGGAUGCGUCUGGUAGACUUUGGGGGAGUGAAGAUCGAGGCGGGGGCGAACUGGGUCCACGGGAUACGCGGAAACCCCGUCUGGGAACUGGCUCAGGGGCUGGACCUGAAGGGGAAGGUGCAGGAUGUCGCCAAGAUGGUGGUUCGAGAUGACGAUGGCGCGGAUGUGACGGAGCAUGCCGUCAGCAGGUUUGCGGACCUGCAGAGGGCGCGGAAGCACGCCCACGCCAUGCUGGAGAGGAAGAUCAGCGAAGACGGCAAUGACACCUCCAUCCGCGUGGCUCUACGUCUGGCUGGCUGGAAGGCCAUCGCCCCUGUCGACAAGGUGGUCGAGUACUUCUCCUUCGAUUUCCAAAACGGUGCUACACCAGACGUCACCUCACUCCUGCAGAAUGAAGAUGAGGAAACCCUUGUUGAUUUUGAUGACAAGGAAUACUUCGUUACCGACCAACGUGGCUUUGGCUUCAUAGUGGAGGAGAUGGCGAGAACUUUUCUCGACAAGCAAGAUCCUCGGCUCCAGUUUAACAAAUGUGUGGAUGAGAUAAAGUGGAGCAAUCAGGGCGUAGUCGUGAGGACUAGCGAUGGGUCGGAGUAUUCGGCAGAAUACGCCCUGACCACCUUUAGCCUGGGGGUGCUGCAGAGUGACCACAUCUCCUUCGUCCCAGAACUUCCUGACUGGAAACUGGAGGAAAUCUACCAGGUGGAGAUGUGCCACUACACCAAGAUCUUCCUCAAGUUUCCUUUCAAGUUCUGGGAUGGGAAGGAGUACAUCUUCCACGCGCAUCCCAAGAGGGGCUACUACCCAGUCAUGCAAGACAUGGAGGCCGAGGGCUGCCAUCCGCCCGGGACCAACAUCCUCGCCGUGACCGUCACAGGAGAGGAGUCCAAGAGAGUGGAGGGUCUGCCCAACAGCACGGUGGCAUCAGAAAUCAUGGAGGUCCUGAGGAACCUGUACGGAGAAGACGUCCCCACACCAGUGGAUAUAUUUGUCAGCAGGUGGUCCCAGGACCCCUUGUUUCUCGGUGCCUUUACACGCAUUCCUACUGGUGCUUUCAGAGAUGGCACAGAGAAAUACAAGGCCCCUGUAGGAAGGCUGUAUUUUGGUGGGGAGGCCUUUCACGAGAGGUACAUGGGGUUUGUGCAUGGUGGGCUCCUAGCAGGGGUGGAUAAGGCAAAAGACAUCCUUAAUGCGAUUAGGGAUGAGUGCCCUAGUCCUUCAGAUACCCCAGAUAUGGGCAAGCCAAUACAUACGUCAGAGGAGAUAGGUGAAGUCACUUUAACUGGGUCUGGCCAUAAUGGGCCCUGGGAUAAUAUACUUGAUGAUGUGAAGGAAACUUGUUGUCAAAAUGCUACUACAGGGCUGGGUUCCUGGUCCCUUUCUGAGCCUAAAGGCCUGCUAGAACUGCAUCCCCCUGAGUGGCAAGGGUCACCACUGCUGUAAGUGGCAGGUGUUAUGUCCAGGGUUCUAGCUACUAGUAGUGCAUUUUAGCUUAGUGGGCCAUUACGCUGUAAUUUGUGACCACUACGCUAAAAUAAGGGCCACUACACUAAUGUUAACAUGGGCAAAGUGAUACUAAAUGGUCAGCAGACCAGUCAGUACAAGGUGCAUGCAGCAAAUGUUCUUCAACAAGGUGUGUGGCAGAAGGGUUUGGAGGGUUCAGGUUUGAGUUCACAUUUCUCAUAAUCUGCUACAAAAUGGCAUCCAGUACUAACAUAGCUAGAAAGCAUAAGAGGUGUGUUUUUGGUUAAAAUCCUGAGCCUGCUGUGCCCGGAUUCACCGUCCAUGUGUUCUGUGUUGCUUUACCUCUAGCGUUGGGUUAUUGUGGAAAUCUCAGUGUUUUUCCUUAUUAUUUGCUUUAUUAUGCCUGAGUACUUUCAGACAAUAUCUGUCAUUUUAGUGUCUAAAAUAUAGGUGAUGGGUUCCUCGUGAAAAUUCCCAAUUUUACGCAUCAUUUUUUAUAUUUGAAAACACUUUUCUCCCCACAAAAAGCUAGAGAGGUUGAAGUAAUUAUAACUGAAGUUUGAUUGUUCUUCAAGCCAUAGGCUCUGUCAAUCCUAUACUUUGCUGCUUUAGAAGUUUUUCCUGGAAGACAUGGUUGCUAGACUUGAAGGUGCGCAAGCUUAAAUGGAGAUACCAAAUAAACUGUGCACCCAGAUUCACAAAUCUCAGAAUUCUUAAGAUCUUAAGAAAUACUAUUUAUUCAUUUAUACAAGUCAGUGAUAUUUUGGUAUAUCAUUUCUCACAUGAGUCACAUCCAAAGAACACAUCUCAAUCUUGAAUAGUGCAGUCGUACAAGAUGUUUAAUCAAACACAUAUCAAUAUCAGAGUUGAGAGCAGUUUUCUUUGGUAACUUCUCUAAUGGUGAUGUCUUGUGUUUGUUUUGUACCAGCUAAGCUGUCAAGUUAACAAGGAGAAAAUUCAGUCAGUCUAUUUGAAAUCAUGGUUUCAAAUUUACUGAGAUCCAAAUAUCGAUAUGAAUAUAAAGUGUGAGUACAUAGAGACGGUGCAUGUUGUUCCAGUUGACUUCUCAGGGACUGUGUUCAUGUGUAGCAUGUCGUGAGUUCUUCCAGCCUCCUAAUCCAGGAAUGUGUGUGUCAGUGGUUUUACUAGCCUACAGUAAUGUCAGACUAAGAAAUGGCCUUAGUUUCAGAUUUUGUCUGAUACUAUGUGUGUGAAGUUACUAGAUUCAGUUGUCACAAAAUGUCUUCUCAAUGAUUAUAAGACUUUAUAACUUGUAGGUCUUCUCAUUAUGAACACACCAGUCAUAAUUGUUGGGUUGUUUGUGAAAAUGUUCAUAACUUAUUGUAAGUUUGUGCUUUACUUGAUCAAUGAAGUGUGCUCUAAUAUGUAAAAUUCUUGAUGCAUUUAAAAAAAAAAACCUUUUCAUGUUUUUCUAACCACUGUCCUCACUGGUCCAUCCCUUGUAGAUUUUCAAAUGCUAAAAAAAA